Molecule: messenger RNA, 1923 nt
Organism: Cajanus cajan (pigeon pea)
Lineage: Eukaryota; Viridiplantae; Streptophyta; Magnoliopsida; Fabales; Fabaceae
Product: ACT domain-containing protein ACR8
Source: RefSeq, a predicted model, not a curated record
GUAGGAAUUAAAUGUGUUAAAUAUAAAUAGGUAGUAAUAUGUGCGUUUUUGGAAGGAGGCAGAGACAGGGUUAAGAUCAAGGGUUGAAGAAGCGAGAGGAUAGUAACUCUCGCACUCUCACAAGUCACAACAAUCCCAACGAACACACAGUUUGAGCUUGAUUCUUUCCUCGCUACCAACAUGGAGUGGCCACCAUGUACGGACGAGUUCGAGAAGCUCUUAAUUCGCAUGAGCACACCCAGGGUUGUCAUAGACAAUACCGUGUGCUCCACUGCGACAAUAGUCAAGGUUGAUAGCGCCAGAAAACACGGGAUUCUUUUGGAUGCCGUACAAGUGCUCUCUGAUCUGAACCUUUUAAUUAAGAAGGCCUACAUUUCCUCUGAUGGCAGAUGGUUCAUGGAUGUUUUCCACGUUACGGAUCAAAACGGAAACAAGCUAACAGAUGAGAGCGUCUUAAAUUAUAUUGAACAGUCACUUGGCAGCAUUCACAAUGGUAAAACCAACCACUCAAACGGUCUCACUAUCCUGGAAUUAACUGGCACAGACCGUGUUGGUCUUCUUUCAGAGGUUUUUGCGGUACUGGCUGAGCAGAAAUGUGAUGUGGUUGAUGCUAAGGUUUGGACCCAUAAUGGUCGUAUUGCCUCCUUAAUCUAUGUAAAAGACCGCAAUUCCGGGACCCUUAUUGAGGACUCUCAGAAAAUUAGUACGAUUGAAGCACGGUUAAGAAAUGUUUUAAAGGGUGACAAUGACAUUAGAAGUGCAAAAACUUCCAUCACUCAUGCCGUUGUGCACACGGAAAGAAGGCUACACCAAAUGAUGUACGCGGACCGUGAUUACCAGAGGAAUCCCAUUUUCAAGUUUACUUCCGAUUCCCCAUUGGUCACUGUCCAAAAUUGGGCAGAAAGGGGUUAUUCUGUUGUCAAUAUUCAGUGCAAGGAUCGAAUCAAGCUUUUGUUUGAUGUCGUGUGCAAUUUGACUGACAUGGAAUAUGUUGUGUUCCAUGCAACUAUUAAGACAACAAUCGACCAAGCGUAUCUGGAGUUUUAUAUAAGACACAGGGAUGGAACCCCAAUUAGUUCAGAACCAGAACGCCAUCGCGUGAUUCAAUGCUUGCAAGCUGCUGUGGAGAGAAGGGCAUAUGAGGGUGUUAAGCUAGAGUUAUGCAUGGAAGACAGACAAGGACUUCUAGCAGAUGUGAUGAGAACGUUCCGGGAGAAUGGAUUGAAUGUGACAAGGGCCGAGAUAUCAACCAUUGGGGACAUGGCAUCGAAUGUUUUCUAUGUAACGGAUGCGAUAGGAUACCCAGCUGAUAAAAAAAUCAUCGAAUCUGUAAGGCAGAAAGUUGGGUUAAGCAAUUUAAAAGUGAAAGAGUUGGCAUUUGUGUGCCAUCAGAAGGCAGAAAGGGAAGAUCAAGCAGUUGGGGUUGGUGGGGCAGUGUUGUUGUGUUUGGGUAGCCUCGUGAGAAAGAAUCUUUACAAUUUGGGUCUGAUAAAAUCUUGUUCUUAAAAGCAGAGAGGGAAUUUAGGAGAGUGUGGAAGAUACUUGCAAGUUUUAGAGCAUAAUAUUCUUUGCUUGAGGUUUGGGGUUUGUGUACAUAAAAAGUAAAGGUGAUAGACAGUAGUUGGUUGGGUUGGAUUUGGUAGGUGAAAACCGAUGAUAUAAUAUACAGCUGGAGGGAUUGGGUCCCUACCAUUUUAAAUGCUUUGCGUGAAGAGGGGAAGUAUUUAGGACAGAUUGGGAAUUGCAGAAGAGGUUGUCGGCCUUGGUAAAAAGUUAAAAUAUAGUAUUGGAUUCUUUGGUGGCAGAGAAGUAUAGGUAGAGGCAGAGCAAAUUUGUUUCAUACAGCACAAAAUUUGUACAUAACGAACCACGUAUCAAUUAUCAAUUAUUAUUAUUAAUUUAAGUGGUUCACUCUUUCUUUAA